GGGUACGUAGCAGUCUACGAUUUCUUAAAGAGCUAGGAAGUUAUCAGACAUAUCUGCUCUUCAGUACGAAGGGUUGAAAAUUAAUUUCAUUUUUCCCGCAAAACUGAGACUCCAAAACUCGAAAGACAGAAAUGUGUUGAUGUUGUAUGACCUGCAAAGUACAGAAGGAUGAGUUUGUACUGUUCCGAAGUUGCUGUCUUGCAUUCUGCAUUUGCACUUGUAGAAAAACAGAUUGGGAAAGAGAAAUUGAAAACGAUAUCUAAGGAAAAUUGUGAAAGUCCUGUUAAAAUAGUGUGUAAGGCAUUAGAAGAAAUAGUCCAUGGCUUUGAAGAAGAAAAUACAACAGAAGAACAGAUACAAUGGCAGGAGAAGUUACACGAUAUGCUGCUGUACAAAGUUUGUCAGUCAUAUGACACAAAUCAGCCAAUCAUUGAUGAGAAUUCAGUUUUAGACAAAACUGAUAUGGUAACACAGAUUUUUCCAUCUUUUGGAAUAGCAUUUUAUACUGAAAUCAUAAAGAGAUGUGGAUGGACUUCUAUGUUUUUAUCUAGAUUAGAAAGCUUACCUAUAGAAAUAGCAAGAGACAUCUUUAAGGACGUUCUUCGUGUUUCAUCGACUGCUAUGAAUGACAGUGAUAUAACUUUGAUGUUAGAAAUACUGGAUUUUGUUCUGUCAAGGUUAUUUACAAAGUCAUGUGAUGAGACAUUCUUAUCUCCAUUCUCUGAAGAGUCAACAGAAAGAAGUUUAAUAGUGUCUGCCAUUGUCACUACAUUAAAACAUUUUCAAGAUUAUGAUCUGGGAAAAUUUUAUGACAAUGUAUCAAAUGAAAAUGUGAUAUUUCACAUUUUAUGUAAGAAAACACUUCUUCAGAACUUUUUAUUACAGUUGUUUUUGUUAGGUGUAAUAUCCAUCCCCUCAGAGAAUUUCAAUUUGAACAACUUGAAAAGAUGGUUUUAUUUGAAUAUCAGAGGGAAAGAAAUCAAUUUUAAGGACAAUAAAUAUACACGGCCAUCUCUGAAGUUUUACAAAAACAGUAAUCUUGGAAAAUACAGCAAAGCAUCACAGAAAAUGGUUGUAUUGGAUCUUGAUUUGGAGUCCAUUCAAGUUUUACAGAAGACUUUUCCUUUGGAGAGGUGGACCUUAGUUGUCACAAGACUUCUUCAUUUAGAAAUAUGUAAAAGUGUAUUGGAUAUAUCACAGUCAGACUCUGUAUUAACCACAAUUCAAUUUUCAAAAUGUCCGCUCCAAAUAAGCAUGCCUGACAACACCUCUGAUAAAUCCAAAACUAAAUCAAAGAAAAUUAACUUGGAAUGUUCUUUAUCGAAUCUUGUUGCUAUUAGUUUUCGUGUAUUUUCUGAACACAAAUUUCUCACCCCUGAAGAUUUAACUACUUUGAGGAGAAGUGAAUCAGAUAUUAUUGACUUUGAUAUAGAGACUAUGAUAUGGAGAUUGGAAAAAAGACAACCAGGAUUUAAAGAUUGCAUAGAGGAGCUGUUGAAAAAUGAAUGCCCAGAGAACUGGAAAGAUAGCAGGCUCAUUAAAACAUUACAUAGAAACCUUGAUUUACUAUCAGUUGAUGGGACUAUGUACAAGAUGUAUGGCCUUGUAGUUGAACUUGAAUCUGCAGUCUCACAGGAAGAUGUGCUAGCUGUGACUGAGCUGGUUACAUCAGCUUUUGUCACACUGCCAAUAGAGGUCAGAGAUAGGCAUAUCCAUGAUGUAUAUCAGGAGUACCGAUUCUGGCCAAAAAAAGAUUCAGUUUCAUCAGGGGAGAUAACUGCUGCUUUCAACAAACUCACCAGUUGUGGAUCCAGUUCAAAAGUGGAUGAUGUGUACAAACUGAUGUUACAGAACUCAGAACUUGUCCUGCAGUACAUUGUAGAGAAAGCUAUUACCUCAAAAGAUCAAGUUUCUAUCCAUACUGAGAUUUUGAAAUCAGUGCCAAGUAUUUGUAAAACAUGUCACCAUAGCAACAGUCACAUGACCUUACUUGUCUACACACUUGGUGGUUAUCUACAGACAAAGACGCUGACUCUUAAAGAUCAGAAGAAUGUUUUGAAAUUUAUAGUGGAAACUUGCGAGCCAGAGGAGUACCUUAAUGAUUCUGGUUCCCUGCUUGAUCCAGUGCAGUUCCUGGAAACCAGUGUCUUGCCCUACAUAAAUGUGGAUAAUUUGUAUGCCAAUUCAUCACCAGUGACAGCAUGUUUUGCCUUAGAGAUGUUCAUUAAGGUGGUUGAAGCCAUUCCCAAAAUGAAUGAAUUGAAAGAAGAACCAGAAAAGAGUUCCAUUAGGACACUCUUCAAAGUAGAUAGAUUGAAAGAAGAACAAGAAAAGAAUUACACUAGAAAAAUCUUCAAGAAAGUUAAUUUUCCAGCUGUAUUUCUUUGUCUUUGUCAGCUAGCACAUGAAUGUAUAGAAUUGAGUGAUAGAAAUGAAUUGAUGGCUAGUCAGAAACUAAAAAUAAAGGAAAAUUUACAUACUUUCUGGUUUCAUCUGGACUACAGAAACUACAUUGCAGAAGAAUUUUUAAGCAUUCAAGGGGAAUGGUUGGAAAAAGAAAUGACCAGUUUAGAUUUUACUGUUCAGUUGCUGAUACUUGGAUACAUAGCACCAGAAAAAUUGAAAAAGGCAUGUGAUAAUAUCUGCAAUGACCUGACACAGUCUUCAGAUACUAAUAUUGUGGACAUAUUAAGAAUGAAUUCCAUCACUGAAACAACAAGAAAAGUGAUUUAUCUUUUGUUUGAUGAAGUUGACCUUCAGUUGGACCCUCACAGCAUUGUUUUGGCCUUAGUACAGGUACUUCCUUCUUUGGUUGAUGGAUUAUGGGAAUACUGUUUGUCUUUUGUUGGCAAUAUGUUAUCUUUGGAGAAUUUAGAGGUCACGUAUAAAGUUCAAGGUCAAGAGGUUUAUCCAGGAUAUCCAUCAGUACUAUUCGUUCCAAUGACACAGUCCCAGUUGCUUUAUGAAGUUACAACAAUGCUACAGUAUACAGAUGUACCACAGAAUAAAGUAGUCCUGAAUAAUUAUUUGAAGUCCUAUGUGAAAUUUUUUAAGGAAUACAUUCUUGAUAUAGAUGAUGAAGGAGAAGAUGAAGAAAAAGGAUUUUUGUUGUCAGAGGUUUUCUCUCAUGUUGUCAGAGGAAUAUGGUGGAUGGAUGAUUCUGAUUCAGAUCCUUGCAACGUUUUAUUACUAGACAUUGUCUGCAGCAUGGAACAUAUGUUCUUCGACUCGGAAGAGAAAAGAGUUCUCAUUCAAAAUAUAGCUGAUUGUGUUCAUUUCAUUAAAAAUAAAGACACCCGAUCAAUGGUUAAUAAAAAGUUGAAAGAUAUUUUGAAAAAUCUGUAUGAUUGAAAAUAAAAAUAAUUAAUAAUUUUACAGCAUUCCUGACGCAGCUGUACCUCUCAGGCUCUGGCCAAGGGAAGCCAGUCAAAAUGGUACGGAAUUGCUAGUAAAAUGUCGUCUAUUUUUGGGAAGAAAGUUAAAUGAACACAAAACCUAUACACAGGCUGACAACUAUUGUAUAAUUUGUUCCACUGUGUAAAAGGACAAACACAUCUUAGCAGAAUAAUUAAACAAACAUUUUAAUUUCUUUUUAUAGAUACAUACUUACAAUAAACUUUCACUUUCAGUUUCUAUUUAUAACAUAACUUACCAUAGUAACAUAGUGACGUUUGAGUUUUUAUAGAUUUUGUACUUCAGCAUGAUUUUAUGUAUUGUUUUUAUCCUUAUGACUGUGCCCUAGACACUGAAACAUGUCAAUUAAUAAAUCUUUGCAGUAGUCCAUAAA
Messenger RNA from Mytilus trossulus (common blue mussel), 3787 nucleotides. RefSeq lists its product as uncharacterized. Gene Ontology annotation, biological process: spliceosomal snRNP assembly; rRNA processing. Bases 169 to 3351 code for a protein of 1060 amino acids. Lineage: Eukaryota; Metazoa; Mollusca; Bivalvia; Mytilida; Mytilidae. The record is from RefSeq and is a predicted model, not a curated record. The transcript has 16 exons. Gene Ontology annotation, cellular component: SMN complex.